Closterium sp. NIES-67 is the source of this 4147-nucleotide messenger RNA. The record is from the annotation of a GenBank genome assembly. Lineage: Eukaryota; Viridiplantae; Streptophyta; Zygnematophyceae; Desmidiales; Closteriaceae.
UCUGGUGCUGCUCCAGUCGGCCUUGGUCCAAUCAACUCUCAGAUAUUACCUUACCUGAGGAAUUGUCAUAGCACUGCCUCCUCUUCCCUGCACACCUAGUCUUGUCCCUCUCCGAUAACUGCCUACCGCCAUGCAAAACCCCUGGCCGCCCCCGCAAGGGCCGAUGAUGUCCGCUCCCCCGCCCAACGCGCAGCCAUAUCCGAGCCAGCUUCCGAGCCAGCCCCCGAACCAGAUGUACGGGGCUCCUUACCAGACUGCAAACGGAGGUUCGGCCGCAGGAUUCCCAGGGCCGGGCGGAAUCGGCGCGCAGUACCCUGCAGGGCAACCUCCCGGUAUCGGCGCGCAGUGGAAUAGCGGGGCCCCGGCCACUUAUGGAUCUCCCGCUGGCGCUGCGACGACUACAGGAUGGUCCUCUGGACCGCCGCCUAUGGGUUCGUCCAUGGGGGGCGCGCCUGGCUCUGCGCCUGGUGCCGCGCCUGGUGCGCCGUUCCCCCCCCCUUACCCUUCACCCGGAAAUGCUCCCCAGAGCCAGCAGCGCUGGCAGCCACAGCAGCAGCCACAGCAGCAACAGCAGCAACAGCCAUUUUACCAGCAACAACAGCAGCAGCCACAGCAACAGCAGCCGCAGCAGCAGCAGCUUCAGCCACCACCACAACAGCAGCAGCAGCAGUGGCAGAAUCCGCCUCCGCCACUCACUAGUCCCGGUGCCCCACCCGUUGCCAGCCCUCAGAGCAAAGCCGUAGGGCCAAACCCGAACGCCGCUCCUCCUCAGUACCAGCAGCAGCAGCAGCAACGGCCACAGCAGCAGCAGCCAUUUCACCAGCAGCAGCCGCCACCGCAGCAGCAGUAUCAGCCUCCCCAGUCCUACCCUCCCCGUCAACCCCCUCCAUCUGCGUCUCCGCUUCCCAAAUCCAACGCGCCUUCUUUCCCUUACCCUGCCAUGCAACCUCCGUACCAAGUGCAACAGCAGCAGCAACAGCAGCAGCAAAUGCAACCUAUACUCUCCACUCCUGCACGUCCUCCCCAACAAUCCUUCCCCCCACCUUCUUCCCCCUACCCCCCCGCCCCAGCCCCCUUGCCCUCGCCUCAAGCUCCCAUCCCCCCCUUUAACCGCCCCCCUGCGCCCUACCCCCCAAACCACUCUUUUCCGCAAAACCCUCCUUAUCCCCCAAACCCUGCGUUUGCCCCUCCGCCCAUGCGCCCCCCUCCUUCCCCGAUUGGCGGAGGGCCCCCCCAUUCUCCCGCUGCCCCUCCCUCCCCCGGUGCCCCUGGUGCGCUGAAUUUGGGGAAUGGGCAGCCAGGGCGGGGUGGAAUGGGGAGGGCGGAGGUGGGCAGGGGAGGAGGCGGGGGAGGGAGAGGAGGGUGGGGGGAUGGGGAACGGGGAGGAGGGAGAGGGGGCGGAGCGAGGGGAAGGGGCGGGGAAAGAAGUUGGGGUGGCGGUAGAGGAGGGGAGGGGCGGGGAUUCGGGGACGGAAGAGGUGGGGGGAGAGAGGGGAGGGGGAGAGGGCCGGGGGGGAGGUGGGGCGGACGUGGCGGGUGGGGGGAGGGGAGGCGGGAUGGGGAGGGAAGAGGGAGAAUGGGGGGGAGAAUGGGGGGCGAUAGAAUGAAUGGUGGUUACCACCAGAAUCAAGGUAUCCACGCGGCACCAUCAUCGUCGUCGUCAUCACCAUCAGCAUCACUAGCACCAUCAUCACCACAAGCACCCCCCGGAGUAGCAGCCCUCCCACCUUCACCAGCAUCAGCAUCCGCAUCAGCAGCAGCAGCAGCAGCAGCAGGCGCAGCAGCAGCAGGAGCUGGAGGAGGAGCAGCGACAACGGUAGGAACAGUAGCAGCAGCCGGGGCAGCAGGGGCAGCAGGAGCAGCAGUAGCUGCGUCUCCGUUCGCGUGUGCACCGUGUGACCGGUCGUUCUCUUCUCGGGACUUCCUCACAGCGCAUCUGGGCACGCAUGAGAGCUGCGACUCGCCCGGAUGCUCCUUCUCCGCAUGCGGGCGGGCUCUCAAGGACCACAAGGCAUCCGUCCACGCCACGCCUUCCUCUGCCCGGCUGAAAAGAGCGUUGGAGUACCGCAAGAAGGAGAGCCCCGAGCAGCUGGCCAAGUGGGUGGAGGAGCGCCGCAGAAACUUCCCCACUGCCAGCAACGUGCAGCGCAAGGAGGAGGAGGCCAGGAAGCGCAAGGAGAGGGGCGAGCUGGUGGAUGAGGAACGCAGAUUGAGACAACAGCGCCUAAGGGAGGUGUUGGCCCUUCAAGCCAAUCUGGGCCUGCCCAUUUGCGAAGUGUCCAGAGCGAAUGGUGCUGUGGAUGUUAGUAGUGGUGGCGGUGCUGCUGCUGCUGCUGCUCCUGCAGGUGGUGGUGAGAAGGAGAACGGAGACGAGGAGAAGGAGGGGGACUUGAUGAGGGGUUCUGAGGAAGAGAGUUUUGGAACACCAGAGGGGAGUGGCGACAUGGCAGAGCAACAGCAGGGUGAGGAUGAAGUGGAAGAAUUUGGAAUAGAGGGGGAGGAAGGGAUUGACAUGGGAGCAGAGGACGAGGAGGAGGGGGAGGAGGAAGAGGAUGAGGAAGAGGCAGGCGUAGAGCGAGGAGAAGGGGGCGGAGGUGGAGGAGAGGUGGUGGUGGCAGGUGGGGAUGAAGGGGCAUGCGGCAUGAGGAAGGAUGGUUGCACUGGGGCUGUUUCCACUGCAGGGGCAACAGGGGCAAUAGGGGCAACAGGGGCAACAGGGGCAAUAGGAGCAAGUGCAUCAGGCGAGGCAGCAGAGGUGGAGCCGUCAGAGAAGGACAAGAUGAUGUUGGAGGCAGCAGCACCAGUUGGUGAUGGUGCCCCUGCUCCAACACCCGUGGCUGCUGCUGCUACUACUGCUACUGCUGCUGCAUCUGCUGCCGCUGCAUCAGCUGCUAUUCCCGCUCUUCAUGCUUCCCCGACGCCACUCACUGCUCCUCCCACUGUUAUUCCUCCCGUUGCUGCAACAACUGCACAGCCCGGCUCGUCAGCUGAACCUGCGGGUGCCCACACUGAAAGCCCUGCCCCCUUGCCCCCCCAGCGCCCUGCGCGGACUGCCACCAAGCGCGUGUGCUCCUUCUUCCUGCGCGGGCACUGCAAGAAGGGCGCCCGCUGCACCUUCGCACACAUUGGCGCCCACGACUGGCAGCAGCAGGCGCAAUGGGAGGCGCAGGGGCAGGGCCAGGGGCAGGGGCAGGGGCAGUGGGAGCAGCAGGGGCAGAUGGAUGGACAGGGGCAGGGGCAAGGGCAAGGGCAGCAUGGGGGGUGGCCGAACCAACGGCAGGAGAGGAACCAGGAGUAUCCGAGCAACCAGAGCGACCGGGAUAACAGGGACAACCAGGGCAAUGCUCGGUCGCCGAGCCUGCUGGCGAAGCUGCUGGAGAAGGAGGUUCGGCGUGAGCGGAGCCACGUGCUGCAGGUGGUGCGGCUGGUGGUGAACAACGACUUCCUGCUCGCCCACCCCUACAAGCCACUGCUGCUCUUCCCGUGGGCGCAGGAGGAAGGGCGGGAGGGGCAGGGGCAGGGGCAGGGGCAGGGGCAGGGGCAGGGGCAGGGGCAAGGGGAGGAGAAGGGAGAGGGGCCAGAGCAGACGCAGGGGUAGGGGUAGGAAAAGGGGAAAGUGGGAAGGUGUUGGGGAUUGGGCACGUGCGUGACUUGGAUGGGCCACCUGUGUGGCUGGCUGCGCUAGUGUUGGUCCUCGCUCAUGGGUUGAGGAAGCUAGGCAGGGAGGAAAGUGAGAGAUGGAGAGAGGGAGAGGGGAGAGAUCGAGAGGGAGCGAGAGUGGGGGAGAGAGGGAAGGGGCAACUAAGAGCCGGUAUGCAGCUGGCGUGGUUGAACUAGAAGGGAAGAGGGGGCAGUGUUGCAACUUGGUUGGUAGAGAAGACUUUUGUUUGUGCUGAAGGGAUGCGAUGCGAUGCAAGCACCAUAUUCUUGCCUAACGCCUCAUCUAAUCUCUGGUUCUUCUACCAAGGUGAUUACCGCAGUAGUGGGUUUGUUGCUUCAACGGUACGGUACUCCAAGUGCAAGGAACAUUUCGCAAUUCGGAUCUGUUUCGGCAAUAGAGUGUCAACAUAUAUUUGUAGUAUAUGUAAUAGGCUAGAUAGGUGCAUGCUCAUAGAUAGUACAACUCGAUAUGACAAAACCACCCUGU